CCCGCCCGGCCUACUUCAAGAUGGCGGAGCCGGCAACUCGGGGCGCCGACCGAGCAUUCGUCCUGCACGGGUUCAGAAGCCCCCUGAGGCAUAGGCCAAAUGAACAUCUCACAAACUCCCAAAAGACAUUCACCAUGCAAGUACCAAGUGGCCCGUCUGCAGACUGGGAGUUCAACAGUAGCUCAAUGGACCACCGCAUAGAUGACGGACUAAGUGAGAUGCCUUUGUCUGGCAGCCAGAAGGACAGCCCCAGCAUCGAUGAAUUGGAACAGAGUUUAAGUGAACUAAAGAUGCAGGUGAAAAGUCUGACUUCAAGCCUGACCCCCGCAUUAAGGACAGACUACAAAAGGAUAGGCGGUUUGGAGAGCAAUUCCAGCCCAGGCAACAGAAAUGGUGACUGGCCAGCACAAACCAACGGGGCAUUUAAUGAGGAGAAUGUAGGUCGGCAAGCAGAGUCAGAGUGGUUUCUGAGGCCGAGGCAUUUGGUGCAAUCGCUGGGCAGGUAUCCAGCCCUUGAAAGCCUUGGUGUUCCUGUUCACUCUGUGUCUCCAGUUGAUCGAGUGGUGGGUCUCACAGGGAGUGAACUCUCCAGCAAAACCUUCACGCCUUCCACCAUCUCGCCGGUCGACAUCGCCUACAAGGAAACCCUACCCGUUAGCGUGGGUGCGCCACACUUAAUUGGAGUCAGCGCCCUUCUUCCUCCGCAGAUUCCCGUCCGGCUUCAGUCACCUGAAAGAACAAGAUCUUCAUCCCUCCAAGACCAGUUUCGGACUCUCAGACGCUCCAGAAACAUCCGCUCGCGUUCUCUGUCCCCUGCUUCCAAAAGAGUUCAUUGGCAGCAUUCCCGCCCUCGUUCUCCCAAACCAGUGUGGAGACCAAAUUCCACCAAAGUAAACGCAUGUGGCAGGCCCCCUCCACCCUUAAAGAGGCAGAAAGCAGGGAGUAGGAAGGUGACCAUCGCCAAGCCAUUUAGAUCGUAUUCCUACAGCCUGCGAUCAUUCAACCCCAGCUCUCAACCUGAUCACCGCCUGGAUGAUGGUCUGAGUUCCUGGAGAGCUCCGCGCAGCUUCACUGCUCUGGAUGUAGCUGCACCUUCGACACAGGAGAUCAGCGAAAGGUUCCUGCAAACUCUGGCAGAGGGCGACACUAGGCUGUCCCUGGUGGAAACGUCUCCGUACCAGCAAGAACUGUCUCAACUGCGGCUGCAGCGUCUCCGUGUGGAGGAAGAGUUACUCCUGGAGCUGAAACGCCAACAAGAACUGGAGAGACUCCGGGGACCGCAGCUCAAAUGGUAUGAAAUGAAAGGGCCUCGCUUUCAUUAUGAAGCACACAAGAACAAUGAAACGUUGCGGAACAUCAGGGGAAUGCAGUCUGGCGAUGGGCAGGGCCUGUUCUCUGCUUCUGGGGACUUCUCUCCCAAGGCUAGCAUGGAAGCGCUGAGCCCUUGGGAUGUUCAGCAGUGACCCUCCUCCUGAUUCAGCUAACAUUCCUGACUUUGAUACAAAAUGGUACAAUUACUAUGUGCAGUAAAGACUGAAUCCAGCAUGGAUUGCACUGGACUUUGGUACAGCUGACACUGGAGAUUUGGAUGCUGUUGCCAUUUAUGCUCCACUCUACUACUAAUUUGCUAUCUUUUUUAGAUGUUACACAGUAGAAUAUUACAUUUUCCAAUGAACCUGGUUAGUGCCAGGGAAGCCGCAGAGAAACAGAGACCAGGUGAGUUUCAAGGGAUUGCAGGAACCAGGGCCUCAGUGAAUGGAAGGAUGCACGAGAACCAAGAGUGGCGAGUGAAAGGAACUUAGAGAACCGAGGCUAUGGUGUGCGAAUGGGAGCACGGGAAUUGGAGCCCCAGCCCGUGAAAGGGAGCUGAGGAAUUGGGAGCCCAGUGAGUUAAAGGGAAUGCAGGUGUCAGCACGUCAGCCACAGCGAUUUAGGUGCCAACGCAUUCGGAUUUCCAAAUAUUCAGAUGGGGGAUUAUUGGAGUUACACUGAUCUCAUCAGACACCAAAGCUCAACAAAGCAUUGUGACCUCCACUAGGAGUGAGAUCUCUCUAUGUGCUCAGGCUUCACCCCUCAGUAGAAUCUCACUCAAUCACAGUCAAACAGGUUUGAGGUGCAUGCCGAUGUUUGCUAACUUGACUGAACCUUAGGUGGGUUGAUAAAUAUCCACCUCCCAACAAAGUGGCAAUGUGUUUCAUCUAUGACUAUUAAUUCUAUUUCCCAACCAAUUGUUGAUCUGUCUUUGCUUUGACCUCAUUUUGAAACUUUCCCUUUGCUAAAUUAAAUUGUGCCGUUUGACUUUUGUUUUAGUUACACCCUCGAGCCUACCUCUUAAUCGUCUGAUUUCAUGUCAGAAAGUCCCAGUUUUGUCAAUAUUUCCUUGUGGUUCAGCUUAUCUGGGGUUAUUGCACAAAACAAGCUGCUGGAGGAACCAGGGUUGAGCAGCAUCUGUGGAAGCAAAGGGAUAACAAACCUAUUGGGUGGAGACUUGCGUCAGGACUGGAUACUGGAUGUUGUUUGUCCUGCUGAGUUCCUCCAGCAGUUUAAUUUUGGCUCCAAAUUCCAGCAUCUGGAGUCUCUUGUGUCUCCUAUCUAGUGUUAUUCAUCAGCUCUGGAUCACCGACACUGCUUGAUAUUCUCUCCUCUAUGUUAUGGUUGCCACAUUGAUCAGCUUGGAGUACCGAUAUAUUAUAACCCUCUCUUGAUUUGAUCACAAUUCAUUCUUUUAUUGGUCCCCAUUUUACAUUGAUUGCACAUAUUGCAUCUAUUUUGUACCUAUAAAAUCAUUUUCACCUCCAUCACUCAUAGUGCAUUAUAUCAUUCACUUUAUUAUGAUGACUCCUUCAAGAACUGGCUAGGUCAGUAAAAUCAUCCCCUUCUCUAUCCAUUAUUUGCCAGCUUGUUAUCACACGAUCAUUAUCCCCUACUUUUCAUUCCUGACAAUCGGUGCUUUUAUUUUAUUUGGAUGUAAUGUUAAGGGUGGCACAGCGGUAGAGUUGCUGCCUUACAGCGCCAGAGUCCAUCUUGACUAUGGGUACUGACUGUACGGAGUUUGUACGUUCUCCCUGUGACUGUGUGGGUUUUCUCUGGGAGAUCCGGUUUCCUCCCACGUCCGAAAGACGUGCAGGUUUGUAGGUAAAUGAGCCCACUGUAAAUUGGCCCCAGUGUGCUGGAUAGAACUAGUGUAUGGGUGAUCAUUGGUCGGCGUGGGCCGAAGGGCCUGUUUUCACUCCGUAUCUCUAAAACGAAACUAAACCUGGCUCUAUCUGACUGGGUACAUUUUGUGGACACAAGGAACUGCAGAUGCUGGAAUCGUGAACAAAUUACAAAGUGCUGGAGGAACUUGGUGGGUCAGGCAGCAUCUGGGCAGGGAAUGAACAGACUGUGCAGAAGUUUUUUCAGGCUUGACCUGAAACAUCCCACCAAAGGUGCUGCCCGACCCACUGAGUUCCUCCAGCACUUUCUGGACCUUGUUGUACUUUGGAAAAUGGACCAUAAUGGAUCAUAAUUCUACUGUGUGAUCUCCCCGGAGAUUAUCAACGCUAUCUGUUCUACAAAUUGCUUUAUAUUAUCUCCCAACUUGUUUCUAUGCGAGCAUCGAAGAUGUGAAAUGUAUGCUGGGGGGGCAGACACUCAAUCAGGUACUGUAACUAGCGCAUCCUGAGCGUGCAAUCUUUCAAUGUAUGUAAAGGCUACAUUUUCUGGAUACCAAUUGUGGCUGCAGAAUUGCUGGAGCUUUGUGGAGAGUCUGCUGCACAGUUUGGACCAGACCAGAAUAAUGUAUCUCUCAUCAAGGUAAGUUUCAUUAAUCAGAUCAAAGUCUGGUAACCUGGACCUUCCUGGUUUUAACGAAUUUCUUUGGCGCACAUACGUGUGGGGAGGCGCGACCGCCAUUGCCGGCUUGUUUCCGAUGUAAACAUGAGUGUUGUGGAAAUGACAAACUAUCUUGAUUGCACUCGGGACUGAGUACAGAAUUGCUUACCUCAGUCCGAGUUUAAGUCUGGGAGUGUCUGUCCUGGUCUAUUUAUUAACAUUUUUGGAAAACAAUGCAUUGUUACUGAUGAGCAAUUUAUAGAUACAAUUGGAGUCAGUGAACCCAUAUCAUAACUGGCAUCUUGUUUCCAGCUGUCUCUGCAAUGUUUCCGUUGUUGAAUAUCUCUGAUUAAACAUGAUUUGACAACA
Messenger RNA from Leucoraja erinaceus (little skate), 4182 nucleotides. RefSeq lists its product as uncharacterized. The record is from RefSeq and is a predicted model, not a curated record. NCBI's taxonomy places the organism in Eukaryota, Metazoa, Chordata, Chondrichthyes, Rajiformes, Rajidae. The transcript is spliced from 5 exons. Bases 21 to 1463 code for a protein of 480 amino acids.